AUGGUACGCAGCCUACAGCACAUCCACAUGGUGCGCAGCCUAGAGUACAUCCACAUGGUAGGCAGCCUAGAGCACAUCCACAUGGUGCGCAGCCUAGAGCACAUCCACAUGGUCCGCAGCCUCAAGAACACCCACAUGGUCCGCAGCCUCAAGCACAUCCACAUGGUCCGCAACCUAAAGCACAUCCACAUGGUCCGCAGCCUAAAGCUCAUCCACAUGGUCCGCAGCCUCAAGCACAUCCACAUGGUCCGCAGCCUCAAGCACAUCCACAUGGUCCGCAGCCUCAAGCACAUCCACAUGGUCCGCAGCCUCAAGCACAUCCACAUGGUCCGCAGCCUCAAGCACAUCCACAUGGUCCGCAGCCUAGAGCACAUCACAUGGUCCGCAGCUUAG
Molecule: messenger RNA, 393 nt
Organism: Knipowitschia caucasica
Lineage: Eukaryota; Metazoa; Chordata; Actinopteri; Gobiiformes; Gobiidae
Source: the annotation of a GenBank genome assembly